This is a messenger RNA of Daucus carota subsp. sativus, 1935 nucleotides long. RefSeq lists its product as uncharacterized. Gene Ontology annotation, cellular component: membrane. The transcript is spliced from 2 exons. Bases 216 to 1862 code for a protein of 548 amino acids. NCBI's taxonomy places the organism in Eukaryota, Viridiplantae, Streptophyta, Magnoliopsida, Apiales, Apiaceae. The record is from RefSeq and is a predicted model, not a curated record.
AUGGCGUAUUCUUAUCAUUCUAUUCCUUUUUGAGAGGCGACGACAAAAUGAUGAAUAAGAUAGUGAGCUUUUUAAUUUUUUCUUUAUUGAGUCGGUUCACUUGAAAUACAUAUUACCAAAACAGCUUUGUCAUAGACUUUUUCUUUAGAAAAACUAUCAGAAGAUAGACUGUCUGCACCUGUCCUACAAACGAAACAGAGUUCUAACGUUCAAGUAUGAUGAUCAGUAACAAAUGGUUAGCUGUAUCAGCGAGCAUUAUGAUCCAGAUCACUGCCGGCUCACUCUAUACCUUUGGCAUCUACUCUGGGGCCAUUAAAUCAUCACAGUCAUACUCUCAGCAAACCCUUGACACCCUCUCUGUAUUCAAAGAUAUUGGCGCCAACACCGGAAUUUUUGCUGGCCAUCUUCACUCUGCUGUAGCUUCGAACUCUAGGAGGUGGUUUGGUGGGCCAUGGGUGGUUCUUGCUGUGGGUGCUGUUUUGUCGUUCUUGGGGUAUUUUCUUAUGUGGUUGUCGGUUUCCGGAAUUAUAUUCCACCCGCCGGUGAGGGUUAUGUGCUUGUUUAUGUUUGUAGCUGCUCAUGGACUGGCUUUUGUGAAUACUGCUAAUGUGGUCACUGGUGUUAAUAAUUUUGCUGAUCAUAGAGGCACUAUUGUUGGCAUUAUGAAGGGUUUUCUGGGCUUGGGUGGAGCUAUAUUGAUUCAAGUAUAUCAGACGGUUUUCAAAAAUAGACCUUCUUCAUAUUUAUUGAUGUUAGCUCUUCUGCCGUCUUGGAACACUGUAAUAUUCAUGAGCUAUGUUAAAAUGUUCAACACCUACAGUGUGGAUGUGAAGAAGCAUCUGAACCGGUUAUCAGUUGCUGCGCUGCUAACUGCUGCGUAUCUCAUGAUUGCUAUAGUGAUAGAGGACUAUUUUACUUUGACACUGGCGGCACAUAUCUUCAUACUUGGUGGUCUUUUGAUAUUCAUAUUAGCUCCUUUUUACAUUGCAAUUAAAGCACAACAUGAGGACUCCUUCAAUACUUCAAGUAGUUAUCUUGUUGAGGAUAACCAUCUGAUGGAUGAACCAUACCAGAUGGAUGAAGGACAGGUUCACUGUAGCCAGGAUCCUAGUGGCUAUAUUCAGGUCCCUGGUGAUGCAGAUAGCCAGACACGUACUUAUAAUGACCACAGAGUGCCCUCGGGAGAAAAUCUAAACUUGCGCCAAGCCAUGUGCACCAGUAGUUUUUGGUAUCUGUUUUUUGCGACAUCAUGUGGCAUGGGGUCAGGACUUGCCGUAAUAAACAAUAUCAGCCAAAUAGGAGAGGCUUUAGGCUAUACGAGGCUUGAGACAAAAACUUUAAUCUCCUUGUGGAGCAUCUGGAAUUUCCUCGGUCGUUUUGGAGCUGGAUAUAUAUCAGAUUACUUAUUGUAUACGAAAGAAUGGGCAAGGCCGUUGCUUAUGGCCUUGACAUUGUUAAUCAUGAGCUGUGGUCAUUCUGUGAUUGUUUCUGGUUUACCUGGCGCUUUAUGGGUGGGAUCAGUUCUAGUGGGAAUUUGCUACGGCUCACAGUGGUCAUUGAUGCCCAUAAUAGUUUCUGAGAUAUUUGGUGUCGUGCAUAUGGGAACCGUGUUUAACGCAGUUACCAUUGCUAGUCCUCUAGGAUCUUAUUUUCUGUCGGUGAGAGUGGUUGGGUACAACUAUGACAAAGAAGCAUCCUUUGAAGGAAACACAUGCAUCGGAAGACAUUGUUUCAGGUUAUCUCUUCUGAUUAUGGCAUCAGCUACUUUUUUCGGUUCUCUUAUUUCAUUAGGGCUGUUUCUUCAGACAAGAGACUUAUACAAAAAUCUUAUACUUCUAAGAUCACAGCGUUCUGUUCUGUAAAAGGAAUUAUAUGUGACUUUGAUGUAAUCUGUAUGCUUUUCAUCCUGUUAAUCGCCUCAUGCGAUCUGUGAUA